AUGCUUAAAAUACGAGAUCCUGGUCACCCAAUUUUGGGCCCAAUAUAUAAUGCGUUAGGAGACUGCUAUAACGAACUUAACAAACAUGAUCGAGCCAUUGAAUAUUACCAGAAAGCAAUUACUGCGUACAAACAACCAAAUGCUCAAAAUCUUCGAUCUCUAGCCAUGGCAUAUGUAAGUAUGGGAUCCGCUCAUUACGAUAUAAAUGAUCAGGACAAAGUGAUUGAAUACUAUCGAAUGGCAUUAGAUUUACAGCUAAAAAAUCUCGAGCCAGAUGAUCCUGAUUUAAUUGUGACUUAUUGGUAUUUAGCCUCAUACUACGAAGAUCGAGAAGAUUAUACAGCAGCAUUGACAUAUUUAAUUCCUAAAUUAACAAUUCAAGAAAAAGUACUUUCGUCAUUCGAUCUUGAACUUGCUGAUGCGUACCACGAUGUAGGCACAAUUUAUUUCUUCAACAAGCAAUAUCAAUGCGCAGUGAAAUUAUAUGAAAAAUCGCUCAAUAUUCGACGUCAACAGAAAAGUCGGCUUGCAUCGACCUACGACGAGGCGCUUGGCGAUGCUUACAAAAGCCUUUAUGAAUUUGAUGCAGCAUUAAAUAAUUAUGAAAUGGUCAUAAAACAUCUCAUUGAGGAAGGAAAGAAAGAAAAGAGUGACGAUUAUUACGAGGUUCUAUGCACAUUGUACAAAAGUGUAGGCAUUAUGCAACAACGAUUAAACUUACUAGACGAGACUCAAAAACAUUUACAACAAUCGUUAGCUUUGUAUGACACAUAUCUAACCAAUAAUGAAGAACAUGCUGAACUACGAUGUAAUAUAUUAAAAUCUCUAGCCCAAAUUGACAAGACAGCUCAAAAAAUGACGCCCAGAAGUUCAAUAUGCUCAAUUUAUUAA
Molecule: messenger RNA, 891 nt
Organism: Rotaria sp. Silwood2
Lineage: Eukaryota; Metazoa; Rotifera; Eurotatoria; Philodinida; Philodinidae
Source: the annotation of a GenBank genome assembly